AUGGAUCUUCCUCAAAGAUAUGUCGGAUCUAUCGAUCAGGGUACGACAAGUACCAGGUUUCUCAUCUUUGAUCGAGAUGGAAGCUGUCUUGCAUCUCAUCAGGUUGAGUUCGAACAGAUCUUCCCUCAUGCAGGAUGGCAUGAACACGAUCCACUGGAGAUCGUAGCUUCCGUUGAAACAUGCAUCGAUGGAGCGGUCAGAAAGUUCGAAGCCCAAGGCUACCACCGGUCUUGCAUCGAGGCAGUCGGAAUUACAAACCAGAGAGAAACCACGGUGGUUUGGGACAUUGUGACCGGACAGCCACUGAGAAAUGCCAUCGUGUGGACCGAUACUCGAUCCCAGGAGAUCGUCGACAGGCUGAAAAAGAAACCCGGGGCCUCGAAGCUGCAGCAGAUCUGCGGCCUUCCACUCUCAACAUACUCCUCUUGCUCGAAGCUCCUCUGGAUGCUUGAAAACAACCCGCCAUCAAAGAACAAAGGAAAUGUGCACGUGUCGGAUCCUACCAACGCCUCCCGCACAAUGUUCAUGAACCUGGAGACUCUUAGAUACGAUGACUAUCUCCUUGACUUCUUCGGUAUUAGGGGGGUACAUUUUCCCAAGAUUGUCCCAUCCUCUGAUAAGAAUGCAUAUGGACACCUCGCAUACGGUGCUCUUGCUGAUGUUCCCAUUACAGGCUGCCUCGGAGACCAAUCCGCAGCACUCGUCGGCCAAAAGGGCUUCUCUCCCGGCAUGGCAAAGAAUACCUACGGCACCGGAUGUUUUCUGCUAUACAAUGUUGGCGAGAAGCCAGUGUUUUCUAACCACGGUCUCCUCGCCACUGUAGCAUAUCACUUUGGCGGAAAGCCAAUUUACGCUCUGGAAGGAAGCAUUGCCGUCGGUGGGUCGGGUGUCAAGUUUCUCCAGAACAACCUUGAGUUCUUCAAGGAGCCCAAGGAAGUAAAUGACCUGGCCCUUACCGUGAAAGACAACGGUGGCUGUGUCUUUGUCACCGCAUUCAGCGGCCUUUUCGCUCCAUACUGGAUCGACGAUGCCAAAGGCACCAUAUUCGGAGUCACUCAAUACACCAAAAAAGGCCAUCUUGCCCGCGCAGUCCUAGAAGCAACCUGCUUCCAGACAAAAGCUAUCCUCGACGCCAUGGAGAAAGACAGCGGUCAUGCACUGUCUGAAUUGGCAGUUGACGGGGGAAUGAGCAAUUCGGACUUGGCUAUGCAGAUCCAGGCCGAUCUGAUCUCCAUCCCUGUCUACCGCCCUGAGAUGCGUGAAACCACCGCCCUCGGGGCCGCGAUCGCCGCCGGUCUAGCCGUUGGGAUCUGGCACAACUUCGCCGAGUUGCGGGAUAUCAACCGCGCCGGUGGAUCGGUCUUUCUGCCGGAGAUCAGUCGCGAGAAGAGUACCGAGUCGUUUGCGCUUUGGGAAAAGGCGGUUCGUAUGAGCAAGGGGUGGGUGGGGAGUGUAACAUCAAAUGGAAAGACUAACCAGACGGGUAACGGUGAGGUUGGCAAGGAUAACAAGGUCGUGGAAAUUGGAGUGAAAGUGAAUACCGAUGGUGUAUCGUUGAAAAUUCCAGCUGACGGUGUAUUUGUUGAUCUCGAAGAUGCAGACGAGGAGGAUCUGUAUUUGGAACUUCGACGCGUGGAAAUUAUGCAGAGGUUGAAGAAGCUCAGGAAGGUUACUGGCUGUUUUGGCAGGGGUAAUGGUUCCAAGUGUUAGGGCUUAGUUCGGUUGGGUGUAUGUGGUCUGAGG
Molecule: messenger RNA, 1743 nt
Organism: Aspergillus sclerotioniger CBS 115572
Lineage: Eukaryota; Fungi; Ascomycota; Eurotiomycetes; Eurotiales; Aspergillaceae
Product: glycerol kinase
Exons: 5
Coding region: 1-1710 (569 amino acids)
Biological process (GO): glycerol metabolic process; triglyceride metabolic process; glycerol-3-phosphate biosynthetic process
Cellular component (GO): mitochondrion
Molecular function (GO): glycerol kinase activity
Source: RefSeq, a predicted model, not a curated record